Closterium sp. Yama58-4 is the source of this 5334-nucleotide messenger RNA. Lineage: Eukaryota; Viridiplantae; Streptophyta; Zygnematophyceae; Desmidiales; Closteriaceae. The record is from the annotation of a GenBank genome assembly.
AUGGAAUGCGGCGCGGGGCGCGCGCUGGUGGACGUGGAACGGCGGCAAUCGCGGAGUUUGGACGGCAACGGACGGCUGCGCGAUUCCGCGGCCGGCAGGACGGCAGGAGGAGACGGCAACUCCAGUCGUUCGGCAGCAUUUUCUAAACGGCCGGCGGCGGCUUUAGCAACUGUAGAAGCCGACGCGGCGCUUGAGGGGAAGGCGGCGGCGGCGAGAGCGGGGAACGGCGCAACUGAGGGAGGCGGAGCAAGUGCGGGGGAGGGCGCAUGUGGGCGGGAGGGCGCAAGUGGGGGAGCUGGCGCAAGUGCGGCAACAAGAGAUUCAGAAGCGAACGUGCCGGGUGACGUGGCAGCAAGUGCGCAAGCGGCGGAGGCGGAAGGGGGAGUGCGAUCAGAGCACACGGGGAAGGCGGAAGGCGCCGAAGGUGGGGAAAGCGGUGGCGGAGAGCGCGCAGAGGAGACCCGCGGAAGAGAUGUCAGACAGGGGAUAGGCCGACGCCGAAAGGGGAUAGGCGCAAGAGGGUUUGGGGGAAUCACGGUUGGCGGAGGAGCAGCAGAGGCGAGCGGUGGGGAGGUAUGCAGCAUGGUUGAACUAUGGAACCCGUUUUAUAACGAUGAUGUUAUUAGCAUCAAUUGCAGCAGCAGCAGCAGUGAAUCAGAGGAGGGUAGUGGCGACGACAAGGAGAGGAAGGGGACGGGGACGAGGGAGAAAAGGAGCAAGAGGGGGAAGAGGGGGAAGAGGGGGAGGAGGAAGGUAGGCGAUGGGAGCAGGGAGAAAAAGAACGAGGAGUGUUACGGUGGUAUGGACGAACGGGAGGGAUUUCUGAGUCGACUCAAAAAUCGGAAGGAAGGCGAUGGGAGCAGGGAGAAGGAGAACGAGGAAUGUUACGGUGGUAUGGGCGAACGGGAGGGCGGAGAGGAGGGGGAGGAAGAAGGGGAGGGCGCGGAGGGAUUGGUGAAGAGCGGGAGCAGUGGUCAGUGGCAUUUGAGUCGACUCAAAGGUCACCUGGAGGGCGAGGAUGGGUUGGUGAAGAGCGGGAGUAGUGGUCAGUGGCACCGGCAAUGUCGGCUCUCCUACGUGUCAUGGAUCGGCCGUCUACGGGGAGAGUCGAAGUUAUCGCCUGAAUGGAAUCCCAUUUUAAGGCACUACAAAACCGCGGAUGACAUCAAGGAGGAAAGCUCUAUUUAUGACAUGAUUGAUGUGGACAAAGAAGGCCGACCACUGAUCACUGUCGUGUUGCCAGAUCAAGACCUUGUCGGCAACUCCAAAGCAUACGCUUCCUUCAUCCACAGCAGCCUGUGUGAAAAGUACGGCCACUUGCAACAACCAACCAACGGAUCAGAUUCAGUUGGCCUGCGGGAUCUGACGGUUCCAAUUUCUGCAGUGGACCAGUCGUCAGAUUUUACCCAUGCUGGAAUGACACAACAUGUCAAUCAGCCGAAGAAUCUUAAUGGUCCCCGCACCCAGCUUCUCGAAGAGACAUCUGACAGCUUGUAUUGCUCUACCUUCAGUGUGUCGCUAGAAGGGAUCAGCACCACCAUCCACGACUCAAGGCAUGAUGAAAUCAGUUCAUCAGCAGAUGACAGCAUACCCGAUAGCACCUUAUCUGAUACCACCAAAAGUCGUCAUCAUCAUCAUCAGCACCAUGGCAUCACAAGUCAAGGCCUGCUGGUUCUGGCAGCGCCAAAGCCCCUGCUGCCGGCCGUGCUGCGCUGGUUGCAGCAGCAGGGGUGGGUGCAGUGGAUCGCCCCCCGGCCCCGCUCCCGCCUGCACAACCGGUGGGCCUCAGCUGUCACUCAAAGCGGCACCUCCAUUGGCUUAGACGAUGACCCGGGGUUCGGAUCCCCAGGGUUAGGCAGCAGUGGAGGUAGUGAGCAGCAGAGGAGUGAGUUCGGGGCGGCACGGCCGAUGUGGAGUGCGGGAAUAACGGGAUCCGGGCAGAUUGUGGGGAUCGGCGACAGUGGCAUCGACAUGCAGAGCUGCUUCUUCCGCGACGAUGCAGUGCCCCUGCCAGGCCCCACGCACCGCAAGGUGGUGCAGUACCGGGUGGUCAACGGCGACACAGUAGACGAGCUGGGGCACGGCACCCACGUGGCCGGCUCCGUCGCAGGCGCUUGCUCGCAGCAACAGCAAUCACAACAACCGCAGCAGGGGCAGCAGGGCCAGCAGGGGCAGCAGGGGGUGAAGGGGCCGGAGAGUGUGGAUCUGUACCCUGGCAUGGCACCUGAUGCACGCAUUGCGUUUACUGACAUGGGCGAGGGCGAUGUGGGGUACAUCAUGCCACCUGGCGACCUGGGCAGUGGUUACUAUGGGCAGGCAAUGAAGGCGGGGGCGUUGAUCCACUCGGACUCAUGGGCGUCAGGAGUGUUCGCAUAUGACUACAUGGCACAGUCUGUCGACCGGUUCACCUUCAACAACCCUAACUUCCUCCCAGUCGUCGCGGCAGGCAAUAUGGGCUCUGUGCACCGAGACAAAGAGAUCUUUCCUCCCCCAACCCACCUCCGCUUUCCACCCCGCCCUGUCCCCCCAGUCUCCAUCUCUUCACCUGCCCUCGCCAAGAACUGUCUCACCGUCGGUGCAACCCUCGGCAGUGUCGGCUCCUCCCCGCCCCUCCUCGCCACGCCCUUCAACCUCUCCCUCCUCGCGCCUUCCCCCUCUCUCCUCCCCUCCGACCGCGCCUGGUACCCCCUCCUCUCGCACGCAUUUGGCGCCACCUUCCAGCCCGGUCUCUGGGAGGAGGGGGUGCCGUGGGGGCUGGUGAGAGGGGAGCCGAGGGAUGGGUGUAGAGCGGUGCGGGACGGUAGUGGGAGCAUGGGAGGGAGUGUGGCUGGGAUGAUCGUGCUGCUUGACGCGGGGAACUGCCUGUUUGCGGAUAAGUUCAGGAACGCCCAGGCAGCAGGCGCAGCAGCAGCAGUGAUCGUGGCCAACGACACUCUCGGCUACUUCCCCAUGGCUGCUCCCUUUGGCGCUGACCCAAGCAUCACCAUCCCAGGUGGUUCCGUGCCCCAAGCAGUGGGCGCCAUUCUAGAUGCUGCUCUCAGGAGAGGCCAACCCGUGCAGGUGUCCAUCUCACCCCUGGCAGUAUCCCUCGCCUUCCGCCCGGCCAGCAUGGCUCGCUUCUCCUCGUGGGGUCCCACACCCGAUGGCCGCAUCAAGCCCGACAUCACUGCUCCAGGUGACCGCUACCCGAUAGACGCACCACCCUCCAUGAACCAGGGCUUUGGCCGCGUGCAUCUGGCCAAUGCUGUGCCUAUAGCGGGUACAACGUCCUUCACUACAGUGGCGAUCGAGGGACCUGCCCUGAAGACCGGUAACGGUUACCGCAUCUGCUUGCUGGUUGAUCCUGGGAGGAGUGAUGGAGAAACAGGGAGCAACGAUGUCAAGAUCACGCUCACCUGGUACGAUGCGCCGGCAGCCCUGGUGGCGAAUCAGAACGCAGCAACGCCACUGCUGGUGAACAACCUGGACCUCUCAGUGACCUCCCCCACGGGCCACACCUUCUUUGGGAAUGGGGGGCUGGCUCCUGAUGCCCGCAACACUGUUGAGCAGGUGCACAUCACAGCGCCACAGCAUGGAGUGUACACAGUGGAUGUGAGGGCAGUGCAGGUCAACAUGCCCAUGCCAGGCACGGCAGCAGACACCACUUCACACGCCUCACCAGCCAACCCAUGGGCAAGCGGACCCCCCUCCCCCGCCCCUAUCCAGCAGCCCCUCUCUGUCCCACCCCACUCAUUCUGCCUCUAUUACACCCCCCUCUCCCUGCCCAUUCCCGCCCUCUCCCAUCCAGAUGUGCAAGCGUACCCCCCUCCCCCGCCCCUAUCCAACAGCCCUUCUCUCUCCAUUCCGCUCCUCUUCCCCGCCAGCCCCGCCACCACUGUCCUCUGCGGUCUCACUCGGGUCACCACCAUCACCAGCAGCAGCUACAGCACCAGCAGCAGCAGCAGCAGCAGUGCCGCAUCAGCAGCUGUUCCCAGCACUGACGAACUGAUGGAUUAUGCUGCAACUGACUCGUCUGCAGUGUUGGAGGAUGGAUGGGGUGGCGGACGGGGGGUGCAGGGUGCAGAGGCAAUGAGUGAGGAGGCCGAGGGUGGGGUGUUGGGUAGUGUGGGAGGAGGAGCAGGAGAGGCAGGAGGGGAAAGCGGAUGGGCAGAACAAGGGGCAGACAAAGGGGAGGCAGGAGAAGUGGGAGAAGCAGGAGAAGCAGGAGAGGAAGGAGGAGCAGGGGUAGCAGAACUGGGAGGCGCAGGGGAAGAAGAGAGUGGUGUGGUAGUGCUGCCAUGGGGCCCUUGCACCUCACCUGUCACCUUCCCAUUCCUCGAUACUGGCACCUAUGUCUUCUCAGCGCAGCUCCUAGACACCUCCUACACCAACACCCUCAUCAGCCCUCUUUACAGGACCACCUUCGUGAUAGAUCACGAAGCACCCACCACCACACUCACCUCGGUUUACACCCCUGCUACCACCGCAACCGCUUCUUUCACCUUCUUCUCCCCAUCUGCUGAUGUCAGCCACUUCCAAUGCCAGCUCAGCGCCUCGUCGCUCUCACCUCCCCCUGCCGACCCCAUCACCCCGCAGCCAAUCACGUUCGGCGAAGCAACCACCAUCCCCACCCGCCUGCUCGAGUGGCUGUUCCCCCCCUCUACAGUAACACAGAGCGAGCAGCUCCCAGCCACAAGCCCAGGAGGACAAACCCCUCGUUUAAAUCACACUCAGAGGAGCACCGCUUGGGCUAAUUGCACCAGCCCAGUGACUUACCCUGGUAUUUAUGAUGGUCGCUAUGCCUUCUCUGUGAGAGCUGUGGAUCAGGCUGGGAAUGCGGAUCCUAACCCCCCUAUAGUCACAUGGACGCUCGAUACUGUCCUGCCGAAAGCUGUGAUUCUAGAAGCGCCAGUGGUAUAUUCGAACCAAGGGAGCGUUCGGUUCACGUUUGCGCUUGAUGGACAGGUGGACUCUGCACAGGCAGCGGCCUCACAGAUGGCUUUUGAGGAGCUUCAGGAAAUGCCGAUGUCGCCCACAGGCUGUCUUCUCCUUCUUCUCCCCCAAAAUGGUUACCUUCACCUGCCGACUCAACCCCUCCUCUCCUCUCACUUCCUCUCCCUCAUCUUCCUCCUCUUCCUCCUCUUCCUCCUCUCCUUCCUCUCCACCCCUCUCUUCCACCACUCCCCUCUCGCCAUGUGUCAGCCCCGUGCGCUACGACCUGCCAGAUGGCACGUACACGUGGCAGCUGUCAGCCGUAGACUGGGCGGGGAACGAAGCAGAGCCGGUGCUGCUGGAUUUCACGGUCGACAGCACACCCCCAACAGUGCAAAUCCUGUCUCUCUCCGUCGUACCUGA